AUGUCAAGCAUUUUAAUAAAACUUCUAUUAUUGUUAAUUAAUCUGAUUAUCUGUCAAUCACAGGAUUUCAAAGAUGUCAAACUGCCUAACUUGCCCAGUCUAACUGAAUAUGAUGAUUAUGAUGAAAGUUUGCCAUUUGAAAAAGAUAUUUUGGUUAUACCCAAUCGUUUUCCAAAAGAUUUAAACUUUUUCUGCUAUCCAAGAACAGAUUUGAUUCGAGAUCGUAUGUGUUAUGGACAAUUGGAUGCCUUCUCUCUUCUUUGUGCUGAUGAUACACCACCCAUACAUAUAGUUCCUUUCUGUAUUGCAUUUAAGCAUUCAUGUUCAAAAUUGAAUUAUCCAUCUGAGAAUUAUUGUUCAAGAGAGAAAAAGCAAUAUCGUCGCUAUUGUAAGAGCAUGAGAUUACGAAAUUGUGAAAAUGCUUACUAUGACACAAGUUGUAGUUGUGAGCCAUAUGAGAAUCAUUGGAGAAGAUAUGGAUUCGAUACAGCUGUUUGGUGUCAGAAGUAUGAAUUGUACUGUGAUGAAGAUAAGCGACGUGAGAAAGCAACAGAGAUAGUUCCAAUACUGAAGGAUGCUGUACGUGUUCAUUACAGAUGUUUCCACAUGUUUAACUUGGUUCAAGUAAUCUGCAAUCCAUUCCGAAAACAAUUUGAUUGGGAUAGAUGCAUGAAGUUUGUUUUGGAUUGUGAACUAAUCAGUGAUUUCGAAGAAGACGAUAAAGACGAGUCGGGUGAAAUUUCUUCAAACAAGAUGUCAACGUCGACGGAGAUUGUUGUUGAAACCAACAGUGGAGCAAAUAAAUCCUCCGACGGUAAGGAAGGAUUCAUUGGAACAGCUGAAGAGGAAAAAUCUGCCAAAAAAAUAGCUGAAGAAGAAAAACUGCUUGAAGAACUUAUCAAAGAGAGUGAAAGAGAGGAAAUGCACAAUACUACUACGACUACAACUACGAUGACGACUCCUAGUGCAACAAGCAUGAGUAAUGCCACUAACGUCUUUCAACCCAUGAUGGAACUUGACCUGAAAGCUUUCGAAACAAAUGACACUCUCUUGGCACUAUUAGAUUCCGACAAAAAUAUUGACAAGUCGACGUCCAAUCUUGAAAAAUCUGAAAAUGUCAUCAAAUCCUCUGAUGUAGUAAUAGCAGAUGAUCCAAAGCAAACACCGACAAGCUCGUCUUCAUUCCAAGUACCAAAAGCUCAUGCGGCAGCCCCACAACCACCGUCCGCCUCCAUAGCAUCAUCGCGAUCCAUCCUUCGGAAACGACUGGCGAUGACCUCUUCCGUCCUCCGUCCGACUGUCGGAACAUCGUCAAACGUCGGAAAAGCGUUAACUUAA
This is a messenger RNA of Auanema sp. JU1783, 1338 nucleotides long. NCBI's taxonomy places the organism in Eukaryota, Metazoa, Nematoda, Chromadorea, Rhabditida, Rhabditidae. The record is from the annotation of a GenBank genome assembly.